AUGCCUUCUUCUGUACAUUGCCCGUCCAGCCCAGCUUUCAGCACACGGAGCUUCCCGCUCAGAUCUCACGCUGCAGCAUCCCCUGUCGUAUCCCGGACCACAAGCACGCCGCCAGACAUGUGGUCAAGGAGCAGGAGUCAAAACGGCUGCCAAGUUCCGUCAUACAAGGUUCGAAGGGACUUUGACACCCGCGCGGCCGAACCCGCGACCCCAGUUGUAAACGGAACCAGCCCCUAUCGCCAGAUAGAAAGCCCAUAUGGCGAGGAUAUCGAGAAAAUAAGGGAGAGGGAAUAUCCGCAAAUGAGCAAUGGCGUAUACCUCGACCACAGCGGAGCGACCAUCUACGCCCGGUCCCUAAUAAUCGCCUUCGCGGACAAGAUGAUGAGCAACCUGUACGGCAACCCGCACUCGGCAAACGAACCAGCCCGGCUAUCCGGGGAGAUGGUGGACGAGGUGCGAGAGCGGACGCUGCGGUUCCUAGGCGCGGACCCUAGGCACUUCGACCUCGUCUUUGUGGCCAACGCCACGGCGGGCAUCAAGCUCGUGGGCGAUGCCUUUCGCGACCUCGCCGAGAAGACAUGGAGCGGCACCUUCUGGUACGGAUACCACAAGGACGCGCACACCAGCAUCGUCGGCGUGCGCGAACUGGCUGGCGCCGAGGCCCGCUGCUUCAUGAGCGACGCCGAGGUUGAGCGCUGGCUCGGCGGAUCGGUGCCGUCCGACGACGGCUUCACAAACUGGCAUCGCCACCGACCAUACCAGGGAGGCGGCCGGAGGCGCACAGCCGGUGGCGGGUUGGGGCUGUUCGCCUACCCGGGACAAUCCAACAUGACGGGUCGACGGCUACCGCUGGCGUGGCCUGGGAUGCUGCGGCGGUCGCGGCCUCACGCAAACACUUAUAGCCUGCUGGAUGCGGCGGCGUUUGCCAUGACGAGUCCCAUGGCAGCCGUAUUUGCGGACCCAGAUGCCGCACCCGACUUCACCGUAUUGUCGCUAUACAAAAUCUUUGGCUUCCCAGAUCUCGGAGCGCUGGUGGUGCGGCGCGACUCGGGCCACAUCCUGACGCUGCGCAAGUACUUUGGCGGCGGGACUGUAACCAUGGUGUCGGCGGUCGGGGCUGCCUGGCACAGGAGCAAAGGGCGCGAGGCUGUCGCGGACUCAGCGACACAUGGACAACAGCAACACCAGCCUCAGCACGCCCGGUACCAAAUCCACGACGGGCUCGAAGACGGCACGUUGCCGUUCCACAGCAUCCUGGCGUUGGGAGAGGCAAUAGACGUCCACGCGCGGCUAUUCGGAAGCAUGGAGAACAUCUCACGGCACACUUCUCGACUCGUGGCCAGCCUAUAUGGUGGUCUAGCAGGGUUAAGACACGCCAACGGUGGGCCAGUGGUGCAAGUAUAUGCCGAGGGUGCUGAUGGCUCGAGGACGUUCGGCGACUCUGCGAGGCAAGGAGCGACGGUGGCAUUCAACGUGCUCGAGGCGGACGGCACCAUUGUGCCAUACUCCCAGGUCGAGGAGUUGGCAAACCGGAGAGGGAUAUACAUCCGGUCUGGUGGCAUCUGCUGCCCUGGUGGCAUGUUCACAGCCCUAGAAUACGAGCCCUGGGAGCUAGAAAGAGCCCUCUCUGCCGGACACCACUGCGGUCCUGGAAGUCAUGACCUCAUCAACCAGUUGCCCACUGGUGUCGUCCGUGCAAGCCUUGGCCCGAUGAGCACCGUGCGUGACGUUGACAUGUUCGUUGAGUUCAUGCGUGACACGUUCGCGACACCACGACUGCAGCAAUCGCCGGUGCUGGAAAACAUACUGUUUCAACGCUAG
Pyricularia pennisetigena is the source of this 1821-nucleotide messenger RNA. RefSeq lists its product as uncharacterized. The transcript is spliced from 4 exons. Gene Ontology annotation, biological process: molybdopterin cofactor metabolic process. The record is from RefSeq and is a predicted model, not a curated record. Lineage: Eukaryota; Fungi; Ascomycota; Sordariomycetes; Magnaporthales; Pyriculariaceae. Gene Ontology annotation, molecular function: molybdenum cofactor sulfurtransferase activity. The coding region runs from base 1 to 1821 and encodes 606 amino acids.